GGAUCUUUGUUUUUGUUAGGUCCUGUUAAACAGAGUGAAUCCUAAUUAAUUCUGCCUCUGGUGGCUUUCACUUUUCUCCAAAGAACCACAGCUUCUCCACUGGGAUCAAAGGAUUUAUUUGAGCAUGGGAAGAGAAAAAUGGAAUAGAUGAAGUUCUCGUGUGAUUUUGGUAGAAAAAACCUUGGUUUGUUCUUUUGUUCAGCAAGAACAAAGAAAAUAAAGUAUUUAAACAGAGACCUGUGCAGAUAAGAGCCUCCAAAGUCAGGGUAACUAUGAGCAGAGGAGCAGCAGCUAUGGCUAUCGAAACCCUGAGAAACUUACAGGAAGACAUAACCUGCCCCAUUUGCCUGGAACUCCUGAGAGAACCAUUGAGCCUGGACUGUGGCCACAGCUUCUGCCAAGCUUGCAUCACUGCGAGCAGCCAGGAGUCGAGUAAAGCAGGGGAAAACAGCUGUCCUGUAUGCAGAAUCAUUUAUGAUCCUGGGAACAUGAGGCCUAAUUGGCAUCUGACCAAUUUAGUAGAGAGGCUCAGAGGGGUCAAUUUAAGCCAAGAGGAGGAAGAGAAGAAGGAUCUUUGUGAGCACCAUGGAGAGAAGUUGCUGCUCUUCUGUAAGGAGGACUGGAUGCCUAUUUGCUGGCUGUGUGAACGGUCCAAGGAACACCGUGGUCACCACACCCUCCUCAUUGAGGAGGCAGCCAAUGAAUACAAGGAAAAACUCCUGGCGUCUCUGGAGCAACUGAGAAAGAAGCAGGAGGAAGCUGAACAAUAUGAAACUGCUCUCAGAGAACACAGAACUUCUUGUCAGAAUCAAAUAGAAGAGGAGAUUUACAGUGUGCAGAAAAAAUUUCAACAAAUAAGAGAUAUUAUAGAUUUGGAGGAACAAAAGGAGCUGCAAAAGUUGAGGAAAGAAGAGAAAAAAAUUCUCCAUGGCCUGGCUUUGUCUGAGGAGGAGCUGGUUAAACAGAGCGAGUUCACGAGAGGUCUUAUCUCCGAUCUGGAACACAAACUUCAGGCAUCCGCGAAGGAGAUGCUGCACAAUGUGAAUGAUGUCCUCGAAAGGAGUGAGGACUUGACUCUGACGAAGCCAGAAACUUUUUCCCUGGAAUAUCUCGAUGUAUUUCAAACCACUGAUCUAAUUAAGAAACUGGAAGCAUUUGAUGAACUGAAAAGUGUGCAAUACUACUGGGUUCAGAUGACUCUGAAAGUUCCUGACAAUAACCCAGCUAUUACUGUUUCUUUAGAUGGAAGACAAGUGAGAUGUGCAGGCAAUAGGAGUUCACAGCAGCGUUCUUCAACAGGGAUUUGUGAUAAUUAUGUUCUUGGCUCUAAAGCUAUCAAAUCAGGAAAGCGUUACUGGGAGGUAGAUGUGUCUGACAAACAGGAAUGGAUGGUGGGGGUAUGUCACAUUACAUCAAUUAGAUCCUCUAAAUUCAACCAACAAAAUAAUUAUAAAUUUAAUUUGUCUUUUAAUGAGUCCCCACCAUCCCAAUGGUGUCCAGACCCCCUCCCUGUACCCAUUAAACAGCAAUCUUUAUUUCACCCUCAAUUUUGCUACUGGGUAAUAGGGUUACAAAAUAAUUCUCAGAAUAAAGUUUUUGUGGAUACUUCUGACUAUAAUUCUAGGCCCUUGACUCUUUCCAUGACAGUUCCUCCCUGUCGUAUUGGGGUUUUUGUUGACUAUGAGGAAGAGACAGUCUCAUUUUACGAUAUCACAAACCAUGGAUUUCUCAUGUAUGAAUUUUCUUCGUGUUCCUUUACUGACAAAAUAUUUCCAUAUUUCAAUCUUAUGAACUGUUCUGGCCCAAUAACUUUGUGUACACCAAGUUUGAUGUAGCACACAUUCCCACAUUUUCAUUGUAGGGUUAUUUGCAUUUUUUGGGGGGAGGGAGAGGAACUGGCGCAGUAAUGCUCAGGGGCUAGUCCUACUCUGCACUCACAAAUUACUCCUGUCCUAUGUCAGGGGACCAUCAGGUCAGCCAUGUGCAAGGCAAGCACCCUAACUGCUGUACUACGUCUCUGGUUCCAAUACUGCUUGAUUUGGGUGCCUCCAAUUCAUUGAACUUAACCGUACUAUCCUUUCAUGUUUUCUAUCAUGUAAUUUUUUUUUCAUUAGAACAUCUGUCAUUCAUUAAUAGAGUGUUUACUUUUCCAUGUACUGGUUUUACUAUGCUUACAUUAGGAGAAAUCUUUGUUCAUCAUUUUCACUGCUUGCAAAAUAAAAUGAGACCUCACAACCACCCUCUUGCUCCAACAUAUAAAAAAAAACCCACUACUAAGAUAUGGAAGAAAUAGCACUGCCAAAAGCUUGCAAUUUUUGUUUUCUCUGCCAUUGACAAAACAUGCAGUGAUACUGGGAUACUUUUAACACUUUUGUUUAUUAUUUUAUGUAUGGGAGUCAAAUCUUUCACUGAUGAACGAAUGAGUCCUUAGGGGUAUAUUACUUACCCAGAAAGACCAUCAUAUAUAAGUUUUAGAAAAACUAUAUUAAGUAUUAUUUACUAGAUGGAAGUCUUUUAUGUCUAGUGUGUCUGAACUCAAAUAUCCUCUUUCCACAUACUAACAGUGUAUUCUUGAAUUAUUUCUGCUUUGGGCUGGAGCGAUAGCACAGCGGGUAGGGCGUUCGCCUUACAAGCGGCCAACAUGGCCGACCCGAGUUUGAUUCCUCUGCCCCUCUCGGAGAGCCCGGCAAGCUACCGAGAGUAUUCGGUAUGCCAGACACAGUAACAACAAAAGUCUCCAAUGGAGACGUUACUGGGCCCGCUCGAGCAGGUAUUACAGGCUUAAUUCAGUUUUAUUGAAAUUUAAUUUUAACUGAGCUUUGUCCAGAUUACUAUUUCAGUCAUAUAUUAAGAAUUUAGAAUUAAUAUUGUGUGACUUAUAGACCAUGGUGUAGCAAAAUGUAUGUUUCUUUUUUCUUCAUUGGCCUGAAUCAACUUUACUUUGUAAUGUAAUGGUCAACUUUACUUUGUACUGUAAUGAAGUGACCCAAAGUUAACAGAAAAGCAGGUGGCUGCUAACAGCUGGGAAGCAGAAAGCGAUGCUCUAAGGAUGCAGGGACGAGAUGCUGAGAGAAAACCUGAGUCUAGAAAAUGUCACUAUCACAUAUUGCUCUUUUCAGCUGCCAAGUAGAAAAUUCUUUAUCUAUUAAAGGCUAACUGCAAGCAUUUGGCUUCUGUACUGUCAUUGCGCUUGCUUGCUUUAGUUAAUGACAAAUUUGAUUGAUGUUACCAGGCAUAAUGUAAUAAGAAAUGUUUAAAACUUUGCUUGGACUUAGGUUUUGGCGGUUCAUUGCACUGAGACCCUUAUUCUCGGGCUUGGCAGCCUCUAUAGGUUAAUAAAUGUUCUUCAA
Molecule: messenger RNA, 3350 nt
Organism: Sorex fumeus (smoky shrew)
Lineage: Eukaryota; Metazoa; Chordata; Mammalia; Eulipotyphla; Soricidae
Product: tripartite motif-containing protein 5-like
Exons: 9
Coding region: 273-1835 (520 amino acids)
Molecular function (GO): protein binding; zinc ion binding
Source: RefSeq, a predicted model, not a curated record